Molecule: messenger RNA, 939 nt
Organism: Baudoinia panamericana UAMH 10762
Lineage: Eukaryota; Fungi; Ascomycota; Dothideomycetes; Mycosphaerellales; Teratosphaeriaceae
Exons: 4
Coding region: 1-939 (312 amino acids)
Cellular component (GO): RNA polymerase II transcription regulator complex
Molecular function (GO): DNA-binding transcription activator activity, RNA polymerase II-specific; transcription cis-regulatory region binding
Source: RefSeq, a predicted model, not a curated record
AUGGAUUACAACUACUUCGCGCCGACCGCACAACCCUACCAAUACCUAGGUUUCGGUGCUGAUACAGGCCUUCUUGGGGUCAGCAGCGAUGGCUCUAUGCCGAUACCGAGCCUAGAGAAUUCACUCGACGCAAACGCAUUCCUGAGUGGUUCCUUCGAUUAUACCACCUUCGAUGCCUCUCUCAGCAGCCAUGGCACGGGUCUUACUCCUCUCCCGACGACUGCCGGCUCACCGCAAGGCCAGUCUUUGUCACUCCUACACAAUAGUUCCGUCGAUAGUGGUAUAAACUUGGACAUGGACAAUGACCCGCAGGGUAGAAGGAGUAGCAGCGAGGAGAAGGAGAGCAUGACACCUGCACAGUCCCGACGGAAGGCACAGAACCGAGCAGCUCAACGCGCCUUCCGAGAACGUAAAGAGAGACAUGUGCGGGAUCUGGAAGCUAAGCUCAACCUUCUGACAACGACGACUUCCUCGUUACAGUCGGAUAACGAGCGACUAAAGCUCAUGUUACAACGAGCACAGACCGAGAACGAAAUCUUACGGGCUACUGCUGCAACAUCACCAACGGCAAGCCAUCCACCCGGGUUCGUUGACGAUCCAAGUUUGCUACCACAACCACGAGCACCGAAGUGGACCGGAAUGCCUGAACCGAACUUUGACCCGAGGAGACUUGCGAAUGGGCUUCUAUCAACGGAGACGACAGCCGGCAAACUCAGCAGCCCAGCAACCAGCGAGUCUCAGCUGCUAUCGGCGAGUGCGACGUGGGAUCUGCUGCAAUCUCAUCCACUUUACCUAUCUGGUGCGGUAGAUAUUGGCGAAGUUUGCGAGCGCCUGAAGAAGAUGGCAAAGUGUGACGGCAUGGGACCUAUGUUCGACGAGGGAGAGGUACGGAAGGUUAUCGAAGACGUCGGUCGAAGCGGCGGCGACGAGCUCAUUUAA